AGUCAGUGGUGAGUUCCUCUUUUUUUACUGGACUACCAAGCAGAGACUGCGCAGACUUGCAAUCAGUGCGAGCGAAGGGAAUCAAGGGGUGAGUGCAAUCCAAGUAAUUCAGGAAGAAUGCACUACUUGGCACUCGGAGUUUUAGUGCUGAACAAUCUCCUGCUUAAUAUCAUCACUGCUCCGUUGGAAGACCUGGAAAAUGGAGGCCAACACUGGGUUGUACUUGUUGCAGGAUCUAGUGGCUGGUACAACUACAGGCAUCAGGCUGAUAUAUGCCACGCAUACCAGAUUGUGCACCAACAUGGAAUACCUGAUGAGCGGAUUAUUGUCAUGAUGUACGAUGACUUGGCCCUGAAUGAGGAGAAUCCUACGCAGGGUAUUGUUAUUAAUCACCCCAAUGGAAAAGAUGUGUACAGAGGAGUAGUCAAGGAUUAUGUGGCAGAGAAUGUGACCCCAGAAAUCUUUUUGGCUGUUCUAAGAGGAGAUGAAGAUGCCGUAAAGGGGAAAGGCUCUGGCAAAGUAUUAAAAAGGUAA
Rhincodon typus (whale shark) is the source of this 534-nucleotide messenger RNA. Its product is annotated as legumain-like. Gene Ontology annotation, biological process: vacuolar protein processing. The record is from RefSeq and is a predicted model, not a curated record. Gene Ontology annotation, molecular function: cysteine-type endopeptidase activity. Lineage: Eukaryota; Metazoa; Chordata; Chondrichthyes; Orectolobiformes; Rhincodontidae. The coding region runs from base 118 to 534 and encodes 138 amino acids. The transcript has 5 exons.